Molecule: messenger RNA, 1116 nt
Organism: Bathycoccus prasinos
Lineage: Eukaryota; Viridiplantae; Chlorophyta; Mamiellophyceae; Mamiellales; Bathycoccaceae
Exons: 1
Coding region: 1-1116 (371 amino acids)
Biological process (GO): negative regulation of translation; negative regulation of ribosome biogenesis
Molecular function (GO): ribosomal large subunit binding
Source: RefSeq, a predicted model, not a curated record
AUGAACGCCGUUUCUGUACUCAUCAACCAGCGCGUACAGUUCUCCCGUUUGGCCUCGACGUCGUCGUCCGAGUCGUCGUCGUCACCGAGACGGUCGUCGUUUACGGAGCCUUUCGCGGCGACACAACGACGUACCAUCGCGAAUGCGAGAAGCAAUCGCGCUCGAAUUCCAUCGAAUCGAUUUCCGACGGCGGCGGUUACUCGCAGUCACGGGGAGACGAUUCAGACGACGAGACGAACGAGAAAGCAUCAUCAAACGACUCGAAGCUUUCAUCACGAUCGCGCGGAAAAGACGGCGGUGGUCACUCGCGCGUCUGCGGCGACAACUGGGGGCGGGGCGACCGCGCACACCAUUCCCGGUCUCUCGUCCAUGAAGAAAGCAGAUUUGGUACGACAUUGCGAGGAGCGAGGUUUGGACGCGAGCGGGACGGUUCCGGUGUUGAGGCAAAGAUUGAGAGACGCGGUCUCAUCGUCGUCGUCGUCGCAACCUUUUGUGGAGGUGGUUGCGGAGGAGGAGAGCGAAACUUUGAUCGUCGCGGCUGCUGUUGUCGCGGACGACGUGGAAACCGAUGAUGGCGAUACUACGGAGAGCUACUACGUAAAGGAAACGUUCUCGAUUAAAGACGAAGCGGACGACGAGGAGCAAGACGCGAUCGCGCGAAGACUCGCGUUGGAAUUAGCCGUGGAGGCGGAUAACACGAGAGCGAAGGAUAUUCGCGUGUUACAAGUGUCUAAGGCGGUUUUUUACGCCAGGUACGUCGUUUUAGCGACGGCGUUUAAUCGUCCUCAAAUGUCCGCGGUGACGUCGAAGAUGAGAGACGUGGCGAAUAACGAGACGUACAACUUGCAAGUUCCGAAAAAUGUCGCCAAUCAGGGCGAUUGGACGUGUUUAGAUUGUCGUGAUGUCGUUGCGCACGUGUUUACACCAACCGCUCGAACGUAUUACGAUUUAGAAGAUUUGUACCGAGAAUGCGACGAGGUGGAGCUGCCUUUCGAGACCGAACGAAUGCACGACGGAUUUUACGCCGAGGAAGAUCAAGAGUUUUACGAGGACGAAGAGGAAGACGAAUCGGAGGAUUUAGAGGACGAGUUUGAAAUCAAUUGGAGCGAGAAGUAA